Molecule: messenger RNA, 1011 nt
Organism: Lactuca sativa (garden lettuce)
Lineage: Eukaryota; Viridiplantae; Streptophyta; Magnoliopsida; Asterales; Asteraceae
Source: RefSeq, a predicted model, not a curated record
AUGGUUGAUAAGUUACAGGAUGAGUCUAAAAAAGAGCAAAUGGCGAUAGUUUUGAGAUUUGUUGAUGCGAAAGGAAUCAUACAUGAAAGGUUCUUGGAUUUGGUUCAUGUUAGGGAUACCUUAUCAUUAACCUUGAAAACAAAUAUGUGGAGACAACUUUUACACUAUCAAUUUUAUGUUAUUAAAAUCCAUGGCCAAGGUUAUAAUGGUGCGAGUAAUAUGAGAGGGGAAUGGAACGGAUUACAAGCACUUGUUCUUGAGGAUUGUCCUUAUGCAUAUUAUGUUCACUGCUUUGCUCAUAGAUUGCAACUAGCCUUGGUGGCUGUUUCAAGGGAAAUUAUUCCGGUUCACCAGUUUUUCACAAACUUAAUUUUUACAAUUAACGUAGUUUGUGCUUCCAGUAAGCGUCAUGAUGAGUUACAAAAAGAAAAGGCAACUGAGAUUGAACAGUUAUUGGAACUAGGUGAAAUCGAAUCAGGUAAAGGAUUGAAUCAAGUUGGGACAUUAAGAAGAGCUGGUGAUACACGUUGGGGUUCUCAUUUUCGUUCCAUUUGUAGUUUGCUUAACAUGUUUGCUUGUACUCGUGUUGUUCUCCAAGGAAUAAUUGAUGAUGUAUCUGCUACUUAUUCUCAACGCGGAGAUGCUGAUGCAACUUACUGUUAUCUGAAAUCAUUUGAGUUUGUGUUUAUUCUUCACCUGAUAAAGGAAGUAAUGGGAAAAACUGAAAUACUUUCUCAAGCUCUACAAAAGAAAUCCAAAGAUAUUCUUAAUGCCAUGGAGUUAGUUUCAACAACAAAGGAGGGUCUAAAUGAUUUUAGAAACAAAGGAUGGGAUUCUUUACUUGCACAAGUAAAGUUUUUUUAUGAAAAACAUCAAAUAAAUAUGUCAAAUAUGAAUGCCCCAUAUACUUCUACUCGAUACCGGCCUCGAAAAACAGACAAUCAUGUUACUUUUGAACAUUUUUAUCGAGUGGAUUUGUUUACAGCCACAUUGGACAAACAGUUACAUUAG